UGUUGCCGCUGCGGCAGCGGAGCUGAAAUCGCUGAGCGCGAUGCCUGAGGGCGCUGUGAGCAUUGCGGGCCCCGGGCCCCAGGGCUGGCCAGAGAGAGGGAAUACUGGAAGACCCUGUGGAGUGGAAGGGCAUUGCUGCUGUUGAGACAGAUCCCAAGAUUGGGCCAGGAACUGUCCAGGGACUCCUCAUCAUGAUGGCUGUGGAAGGGUCAACCAUUACCAGCCGGCUCAAGAACCUGCUGAGAUCCCCAUCCAUCAAAUUGCGCAGGAGUAAGGCAGGAAACCGGCGAGAGGACCUCAGCUCCAAGGUGACCUUGGAGAAGGUACUUGGAAUAACAGUGUCUGGGGGCAGAGGACUUGCCUGUGACCCCCGAUCUGGUUUAGUUGCCUACCCAGCUGGGUGUGUGGUCGUGCUGUUCAACCCCCGGAAACACAAACAGCACCACAUCCUCAACAGUUCCAGGAAAACCAUCACUGCCCUUGCUUUCUCCCCUGAUGGCAAGUACUUGGUCACCGGAGAGAGUGGGCACAUGCCAGCAGUGCGAGUUUGGGACGUGGCUGAGCGUAGCCAGGUGGCAGAGCUGCAGGAGCAUAAGUAUGGUGUGGCUUGCGUGGCCUUCUCCCCUAGUGCCAAGUACAUUGUCUCCGUGGGCUACCAGCAUGACAUGAUCGUCAACGUCUGGGCCUGGAAGAAAAACAUUGUGGUGGCCUCCAAUAAGGUGUCCAGUCGGGUGACAGCGGUGUCCUUCUCUGAAGAUUGCAGCUACUUUGUCACUGCAGGGAACCGACACAUCAAAUUCUGGUACCUUGAUGACAGUAAGACCUCAAAGGUGAAUGCCACUGUGCCCCUGCUGGGCCGCUCAGGGCUGCUGGGGGAGCUACGGAACAACCUGUUCACUGAUGUGGCCUGUGGCCGAGGGAAGAAGGCAGACAGUACGUUCUGCAUCACAUCCUCAGGGCUGCUGUGCGAGUUCAGUGACCGGAGGCUUUUGGAUAAGUGGGUGGAGCUGAGAACCACCGUGGCGCACUGCAUCUCUGUGAGCCAAGACUACAUCUUCUGUGGCUGUGCUGAUGGCACCGUGCGCCUCUUCAACCCCUCUAACCUGCACUUUCUCAGCACCCUGCCCCGGCCCCAUGCCUUGGGGACAGACAUUGCCAGUGUCACUGAGGCCAGUCGCCUCUUCUCUGGAGUGGCCAAUGCCAGGUAUCCAGACACCAUUGCCUUGACCUUUGAUCCCACCAAUCAGUGGCUGUCUUGUGUAUACAACGACCACAGCAUUUAUGUUUGGGAUGUGAGGGACCCCAAGAAAGUGGGCAAAGUGUACUCGGCUCUAUAUCAUUCCUCCUGCGUCUGGAGUGUGGAGGUCUACCCAGAAGUAAAGGACAGUAACCAAGCCUGCCUCCCUCCCAGUUCCUUCAUUACCUGUUCCUCAGACAACACCAUCCGCCUGUGGAACACAGAGAGCUCCGGAGUACAUGGCUCCACCUUGCACCGAAAUAUUCUCAGCAAUGACCUCAUUAAGAUCAUCUAUGUAGAUGGGAACACUCAGGCCUUGCUGGACACUGAGCUGCCUGGAGGAGACAAAGCUGAUGGGUCCCUGAUGGAUCCCCGUGUGGGCAUCCGUUCUGUGUGUAUCAGCCCCAAUGGACAGCAUCUAGCUUCGGGGGACCGUAUGGGCACACUCAGGGUGCAUGAACUACAGUCCCUAAGUGAGAUGCUAAAGGUGGAGGCCCAUGACUCGGAAAUUCUGUGCCUGGAGUACUCUAAGCCAGACACAGGUCUGAAGCUGCUAGCGUCAGCGAGCCGGGACAGGCUGAUCCAUGUGCUGGAUGCUGGACGGGAGUAUAGCCUACAGCAGACAUUGGACGAGCACUCGUCCUCCAUCACUGCUGUCAAGUUUGCAGCCAGCGAUGGGCAAGUCCGCAUGAUCAGCUGUGGAGCAGACAAGAGCAUCUAUUUCCGCACUGCACAGAAGUCUGGAGAUGGAGUCCAGUUUACACGAACACACCACGUGGUACGGAAGACGACCCUCUAUGACAUGGAUGUGGAACCCAGCUGGAAGUACACAGCUAUUGGCUGCCAGGACCGAAAUAUUCGGAUCUUUAACAUCAGCAGUGGGAAGCAGAAGAAGCUGUUUAAAGGGUCCCAGGGUGAGGAUGGCACUCUGAUUAAGGUGCAGACAGACCCCUCGGGGAUCUACAUUGCCACCAGCUGUUCUGACAAGAACCUCUCCAUUUUUGACUUCUCCUCAGGCGAGUGCGUGGCCACCAUGUUUGGCCACUCAGAGAUUGUCACUGGCAUGAAAUUUAGUAAUGACUGCAAACAUCUCAUCUCUGUUUCGGGGGACAGCUGCAUCUUUGUGUGGCGCCUGAGCUCUGAGAUGACCAUCAGUAUGAGGCAGCGUCUGGCUGAGCUGCGCCAGCGGCAACGAGGGGUCAAACAGCAAGGACCGUCCUCUCCCCAAAGGGCAGCUGGACCCAAUCGGCAUGAGGCCCCAUCAGUGCUCUCUUCUGGACCAGCUCUCUCUUCAGAUAGUGACAAGGAGGGAGAAGAUGAGGGCACUGAAGAAGAAGAACUUCCAGCUCUGCCCAUCCUUGCCAAGGGCACCAAGAAAGAACCAGCCUUGGUGCCCAGCCCAGCCCUGCCCCGAAGCCUGUCCCACUGGGAGAUGAGUCGUGCACAAGAGACAGGGGAGUUCCUGGAUCCAGCUCCUACAGCCAACCAAGGACCCAGAAGAAGGGGGCGCUGGGCUCAGUCAGGUGUGGAGCUGAGUGUUCGCUCCAUGCUGGACCUGCGGCAGCUGGAGACACUGGCUCCAAACCCUAGAGGCUCUAGCAGGGACUCUCUGGCCGUGGCCCCACCUGGUUCUGGGAAGCAUGAUCAGCAGACCCCUGGGACCUUACAUGCUGUCCAGAAUGAAGAGUCCCCUCAGCCUCAGGCUUCUCAACCCUGUUCCUGCCCCCACAUUAUCCGGUUGUUGUCCCAAGAGGAAGGGGUCUUUCCCCAAGAUCUGGAGCCUACACCCAUCGAAGAUGGUAUUGUCUACCCAGAGCCGAGUGACAGCCCCACCUUGGAUACCAGUGAGUUCCAGGUGCAGGCACCAGCUCGAGGGACCCUGGGAAGAGUGUACCCAGGCAGCAGGGGCUCAGAGAAGCACAGCCCUGACAGUGCCUGCUCUGUGGAUUAUAGCAGCAGCCGCCUUUCCAGCCCUGAGCACCCCAAUGAAGACUCUGAGAGCACGGAGCCCCUGAGUGUGGAUGGCAUUUCCUCAGACCUUGAAGAGCCAGCUGAGGGUGAUGAGGAAGAAGAGGAAGACGAGGGAGGCACUGGCCCCUACGAGCUGCAGGAAGGCGGCCCCCAUACCCCGGACCAGGAGCAGUUUCUAAAACAGCACUUUGAAACUCUAGCCAAUGGGGCUGCUCCAGGGGGCCCAGUCCGGGUACCAGAGAGGACAGAGUCUCAGAGCAUCUCUUCACGAUUCCUUUUGCAAGUGUUGACGCCCCCACUCAGGGAACCGUCCCCAUCUUCUUCAAGCCUGGCACUGAUGUUGAAGCCAGUCCAGGUGCCGCACGCUUCUGGUGAGCAGCUGAGAGGCAAUGGUGCUAAUCCUCCAGGAGCACCCCCAGAGGUGGAGCCCUCCCCUGGAAACCCUGGCCCCCAGCAGGCAGCCCCUGUGCUGUUGCCACGACGCCGUGUCAAUGCGGACAGCAGCUGGAUCUCCAAGAGAGUGGCCACAGCCAGCCCCUUAGGUGGACUCCAGAAAGCCCAGUCCGUGCAGAGUCUGGCGCCACAGGGUGGGGCUCUUCUACCAGGCCCAUUACUCUUACGAGAGAUGGAAGCCCAGGAGGGCCUACGUUCCCUACCCCAGGCUGAUGACCAUCUGUCUCGGCCCCACUCCUACCAGAACCCCACCGCCAGUUCCAUGGCCAAGAUAUCCCGCAGCAUCUCUGUUGGGGAGAACCUGGGCCUGGCGGCCGAACCUCAGGCUCCUGCCCCCAUCCGAGUCUCGCCACUCAGGCAGCUGGCCCUGCCCAGCCGGGCUCACCUGGUCCUGGACAUUCCAAAGCCACUGCCUGAUCGUCCUACCCUGGCCACAUUCUCACCUGUUACCAAGGGCCGGGUCCCUGGUGAGGCAGAACAGCCUGGCUCCCCAGUGGGCCUAGGAAAGGCUCACAGUACAUCUGAGAGGCGGAGCUGUUUAGGGGAGGGUACCCCUCCCAGGCCUAGGACAGAGUGCCAGGUUCAGCCUGGGCCCAUCAGCCCUUGUGCCCAGCACUUGCCGGUCGGCAGCCUCCUCCAAGACCCCGAGAAUUUGCAGCCCCCACCCCCUGAGAAGACUCCCAGCCCUAUGGAGUGCACCAGGCCAGGGGCAGCCCUAAGCCAGGCCUCAGAACCAGUGGUAAGCCUGGAGCAGUGUGAACAGCUUGUGGCAGAACUCCAGGGCAGUGUGCGCCAGGCUGUGCAGCUUUACCACUUGGUAGCUAGCUGCAAGACACCAUCAGUGGAGCAAAGUCGCAUCACCCAGCUCCUCAGAAACACCUUCUCUUCAGUACGGCAGGAGCUAGAGGCCCUGGCUGGGACAGUGCUGUCCAGCCCAGCCGGAAGCCCUGGGGCCGUGGGAGCUGAGCAAACACAGGCCCUGCUAGAGCAAUACUCAGAGCUGCUGCUUCGAGCUGUGGAGCGUCGCAUGGAACGCAGACUCUGAAUUCCAGAAGCCUGCCCCAAGUGAAUGCUCCCUUAUUCCAUACUAGCCCCUCCUCCACUCACUAUAACCUGUGGGGAUGCUUGGAGUGGAUAGCAAUGAUCAAUGCUCAGAGGGGAAGCAGCUCUCCCAGCUGCUCCUCAUGGGGCCCCUGUAUUUAUUAAUUUAUUUCCCUGACUGUUGCCUCACUUUCUUGGAACUCCUGCCUCCACAGCCCCUCCAGUAGCUCAUGCAGGGGUUAGGUCUUGGGUCUUUGUCAUCUUGGUGCUGUGAGGAGUAGGAGGGCGGCCUGCCCCAUCUGGGGGAGAUCAGGAAGGGCUGGCCCUCUCUCUUCUUAGAAGCCAUUUGAAAUUACUGCAGGGAUCAGCUCCCUGGGGUGGAGCACAUACACAGGGUAUUCAGUAGGUAGAGGUGAGCGGUAAUGUGGUAUUCAGUGCCCUUCAGCCAACAGCGGAGUCUCUCCUCUACCUCUACUUCCCCUCCCACACCAGCUGCACUCCCCUGGCUGCCAGAGCAGGGAUUAUCCAUUUUCUCCAAUUCCUGGCAUUUCAGAAAGGCAGAGCCCUAUGGCCCUUCAGGGCAUUCCCAGCCAUCAGGAGGCUUGAGUUUGUAUCAAAGCCUAAGCCCCCACAUUCCACUCCUAUUCCCCCUCUAAGAGGGCCCUAGCAGUGUCUUUUUCCCUGUGCCCCCUUUUUGUCUUGGCCAGAACUUGAGGAGCCAGCUGUGGGAUGUUGCUGCAGGACAGUAAAGCCCUCUGCUAGGCAGACAUGAAGCCCUGGCCUCCUUCCUCUGCCCCUUGGCCUUCCCUAUCCUCCAGCCCGGGUCCCCAGCAGGGUGCUGGAGCCCAGAGGCUGCCUCCCUGCAUCCUGAGUGAUGCUCAGUCAGAAGCCUAUGUUGGAAUUUUCCUCAUGGUUUAGAAGGCACCAGCCCACCUUCUAAAGACCUUGGCCACAGAUGAAAAAUCACACACACACACACACACACAUACACACACACACCCCAGUUGCGUGUUCAUUGCUAGAGUACUUGGCUGACUGAUGUGUGCCUGGUUUCCUUUUAUGUCCUGCCCCAGCUUCACCACCCUGGCUCAUGUGGAAUGCCUGUCAAGAAGCAUGAAGAGGGGUGGAACACACUAAACCCAAAUUCUGGAUUCUUGGCGUCCACAGUCUAGGUGCUAUGAGAUGGCCCAUAGGAUAUCUGGUUUGUGUAGAAGGAGCCUCCUCAAAGGCAGUUCUGGGUACCCAUUGUGCUCUGGAUAUUGGAGGUUGAGGGAAGGGAGGCACAUGGGACUGCUGCAAGGGCCAAGAGACACAUUGGAAAGGUGGUAGGAGGGACAGGUAAGUGGUAGAGGUGAGGGAAUAGAUUAGAAGGGCAGUUCAGGGUGAGGGGAAGGAGAUAGGGCAGGGAGAGUUGGACCAAGUAGUGAAGCAGUUACUGAAGUGUUGGGGUGAAGAACGUGUCUCUGGGCCCUGCUGCUUCCCUCUGCCUCAGUUAAGGCAGGGCAGCUUUAGUGUAUAUAUAGCUCCAAGCCACAAAAGCCCAUUCUCCCGUGGACAGGCCUUUGUGCCCUACUGGCUCUAUAGGCAGAGGCUUAGAAAGAAAUUGGAUUCUGAAGGACGCCCAGCUCUGUUUGGGUCAGCCUGAGUGCACCUGAACAGAUGAAGCCUAUUUCACCCCUACUGUUCUUUGCUACCCUUAUCUGUAUGGCCAAUCUACAGAGAAACCCUGGGCCCAAGCACUCUUCACAGAGGGUGGACCCCCUGGUAGCUGCAGCUACCCUAGUCAGGGUUAGAAAUACACUUCCACCUGUACCCCUAGUCCCAACUCGCACACCAGCCACAGCCCACGCCGACUGGGGCUCUCGCCGGGCCCUCUGGGCUGGGUUCUUAGUAAUCCUUAGCCGGUCUGUCCCUAACAAAGAGGGAGCAAUACUCCAGCUAAUGUUUGUGAGAAGGUGGCUGCCCUUCUCCUACCCUUAGCCCAGCUUUGGGAUGGGUGGGAAUCUUGUGGCCGGUCUGGCGCCCGUUCCCUUCUGCAUGUCUGAGGCCACCGGCAAUUGCCGUCCCUGUCCAGAUUUGCCCUGACCAAGUUUUGAAAGACCCUUAUUUAUAACUUUUAUACUUUGCCCAGGCCCUGGCGCUUUCCUUCUCCCCAGGUUUCACGGGGCAGGGGCUGUUUUUAACAUGUCCAUUUGUAUUGAUGUAUGAACUGGUGAAUAAACAAUCAUUUGUUAAGUCUG
This is a messenger RNA of Miniopterus natalensis, 6942 nucleotides long. RefSeq names its product mitogen-activated protein kinase binding protein 1 (gene MAPKBP1). The record is from RefSeq and is a predicted model, not a curated record. Gene Ontology annotation, cellular component: cytoplasm. Gene Ontology annotation, molecular function: protein binding. Lineage: Eukaryota; Metazoa; Chordata; Mammalia; Chiroptera; Miniopteridae. Gene Ontology annotation, biological process: positive regulation of JNK cascade; negative regulation of canonical NF-kappaB signal transduction.